Medicago truncatula (barrel medic) is the source of this 3671-nucleotide messenger RNA. RefSeq names its product F-box protein At3g07870. Gene Ontology annotation, molecular function: protein binding. The record is from RefSeq and is a predicted model, not a curated record. The coding region runs from base 1813 to 3273 and encodes 486 amino acids. NCBI's taxonomy places the organism in Eukaryota, Viridiplantae, Streptophyta, Magnoliopsida, Fabales, Fabaceae. The transcript is spliced from 5 exons.
UAACUUUAUUCCACACACACCAUAUUUAUUUCAAAGUUAAUUUUCUCUCUCUUCACCAAAGAAAUCUGGAAAACUCUCAUUCUCAAACAAACCCUAGCCGCCGCCGCCACCCUCCUUCAGUGUGUCUCCGGCAGUCGUUACAUUGCUCCACCAUCUUCAUCCUCUCCUUUUCAUCUGUAAUUAUACUCUAUCAAAUUUCCCUACGACCAUCUUUUCGGCUAGAUCUUGACAUCCACGUACAAGCUUUUGAAAAUCCAUCACCAUAAAAAGAGUCCCCUCCAUCUUCUCUACAAAACCCAUUUAAAAAUAUCAGGAACGGACAACCUUCGCCGGUGACCACCACGCCGGAGCUUGCAACCACCGCGCCGGGAAAGAGCUUACGUGUUUUCAUCCCGAUCUGGGUCAGAAUUUUUACACAAACACUUAAAACUGGGCUGUUGUCUUCAUCAAGAAUCGGUGUUCAGAAUUGAUGGGUGGUGCGCGAAUGGGCAAAAUCAACUGCAACAACCGGUAUUCAUCUUCAAGCUCUAGGUGUAUUUUGGAGGACAAGGUUGAUGGAUAAAGUUGAUUGUGUAAGAAGUGAGCUUAGGUUGAUUAAGAUAUUGAUAUGAAUAUUUUGUUUGAUUGAGUUGUUUAAAAUGAUAUUGUAAUGUGCCAAGUCCAUGUAAUGUUGUAAUGAAAAUAGAUUGUCAAUGAAUGAACCAAACCUUUAUGUCAAAAUAUUUCAAUGAAAUUGGUCCUUGAAUUAUAUACAUAUCCAUCAUAUCGAUCCUCAAAUUAGUUUAAAUAUCAUCAAAUAGGUCUUUGAAUUUUCACAACAGAUAUCACUGUGAUCCUUGGUGCAUACAUUUGCUGAACAAAGUAAAAAGUAAAAGACAUGCACUUUGAUUAUAAAAAGACAGACAUUUUCAUAUUAUCAUAAGUCAUAUAUUUGAUGUUCAUAAGUCAUUACAUAGCCAAAAGAAUAACAUUAUAUAGCCAUCAAAUCAUUACAUAGCCAAAAGAAUAACAUUAUAUAGCCAUCAAGUCAUCAAAUCAUUUGAUGUUCUUAAGUGAUUACAUAUCCAAAAAAGCGUAAACUAAACAAGUCCAAAAAACAUUAAUUAAACUAGUCCAAAAACAUAAUUUAAACAUGCAUCAAUGCUAUAGAAAUCCUGGAGUUGGGAUAAACUCCAUGUAUUAGGGUUGAGUAGAAGCGGAUGACCCGUAAUUUGGAUUUGGAACUCUAAUAACUCCAAGAGCAGUUGGAUCUUGUGGAGCAGGACCCCUCAAUGGUGUUUGUUUAUGCAUGUCAUUUGAAAUCAUUGGUCCUCUCAUGCCAUAUCUCCUUGUACUCAUUAUCUGCAAAUAAAAUCAAUCAUAUGAGCCCUUAAAUUAUAACAAAAUCCAUCAAAUUAGUCCUCAAAUUAUGACAGUAAGUCUCAAAUCGAUCCAAGACAACACAGGUAAUAGAGGGGUAUAAUUGGAAACACAGGAAAAAAAUACUGAAAUGUUAAAUAUCGAAUUUUGACCAUUUCCAUCAAUUUAGUCCUUGUACACGUGGCUGACUUGCUGACACGUGUACAAGACAACAAGCAUGCAAGAAGCCACAUCAUCACUAUUAAUGGACCUUUUGGACGGAGGGACGAAUUUGUUGGACGUCUGUAAAAUUCAGGGACUAAUUUGAUUUUCGAAAAAUUCAGGGACGAAAUUGACCGAUUUUUCAAAAUUCAAGGACGAAUUUGAGGUAUUAGUCUUAUUUAAACCACUGCCAAUCCCAAUCUUUGUUCUACCAGCUGUUUUGCAAUUCUCCAUCGCGACCUAAGUGUGGCUAUGAAUAGAAAUAAGGAUUCAAUUACCCCCGCAAGUGAUACCAUGCAAAGAUGCAAUAAAGCAAAAGGAGAGGGAAAAGUUGCAUGGCCUACUAUCCGAAGCUGCAAUAAAGUAAAAGGGAAAGGAAAAUUUGAUGAUGCAAGUCAUGAACUUUGCCCUUACUUUGAUAAUUUUCCAUCUCAAUUAACUACCCACAUUCUCCUAAAGCUUCCCAUUAAGUCUCUUCUCAUAUGUAGAUGUGUGUGCAAAAUUUGGAAUACACUUAUAUCAGAACCACAUUUUGCUAAAUUGCAAUUUGAGCGAGCACCAGUUAGUUUCGUGAUUCGAAAUUUAGACAAUAUAGGAGUGUCAAGAAACCUAUACCUUCUUGAGUGUGAAGCUGAAAAGUUUGAGAUUGGAAGCAAAAAUCAUGUGAAGCUUGACCCUAUAUUCGAGCUUCCUCUUUGUAAAGACAUAUCAUCUAGGGACAAAAAUGACGCCAAAUUUUAUAAGGUGAUAAAAAAAAAAAAAUCCAAGAUACGUUAUUUUACUCUCACCUCAAGUAGGGACAAGUUUGGCAUUGUGAAUUCUUGCAAUGGCUUGCUUUGUUUAUCUGAAACAUCUAUCGGAAGCCCUUUAGUGAUUUGCAACCCAGUAACGAGGGAAUUUACAAUACUUCCUGAACUUACUACGACUUCUGACUGGUUUAACAGUGCUCGGGUACAAGCUGGUUUUGGUUUCCAACCCAAAACUAAUGAAUAUAAGGUGAUCAUAAUGUGGAACAAAUAUGUUAGACGAGACAAUCGUUUGGUGUUUGAGCGUGUAGUGCUCGAGAUACACACGCUCGGAACAUCAUCAUGGAGAAAUGUUGAAGUGGAUCCUCAAAUUUCUUUUUUGAAGCUUUUGAAUCCAACAUGUGUGAAUGGCGCACUUCAUUGGAUUAUAUUUGAAGCUUGGCAACAAAAGUCAAUAUUGUGUUUCAAUUUUGAAAGUGAGAGGUUGCAGUCGUUUCCUUCUCCUCCACAUGUGUUUGGAAAUCAUGAUAAUGGAUUUCCCCAUAGCAUGCCUAUUAGAUUGGGAGAAUUGAAGGGAUUUCUUUACAUUUGUCAUAGAUCGUCUCUCGAGAAUGUUACAAUGUGGGUUAUGAAUGAAUAUGGCAUUGGAGAAUCAUGGACUAUUGUUUACAACAUUGAUACUUCGCUCUUGUACAUUCCGGGCACUUGUGUGGGCUAUCCUUAUCCGUGGCGUUGUAGUUUUUAUUGGCUGUCUAAACACCACGAACCUGAGAAACAUGGGUUCAAAGUUUUUCGAAUUCAAGGGACAACAGAAGUUGAAGUAAUUGAAUAUAUUCCAAGUCUAAUAUCAUUGAACGAUGUCGUGAAAGGAGACAAUGUUGAAGCGUUGAACACCCACUCAUGGUGGGAAAACGAUAUUACAUGUGGAGAAAAUGAAGUUCUUUCCAUAUCUCAACAUAUUGUUUGAGACUUGGAAAGUACACGUUCUUCACCUGCACUUCUGGUGAAGAAUUUGGUGAAGAGCCUGCUUCCUAAUAAGAGAAAAUUUGGAAAUACAGAAGGCUGGGUAUGUUAUUAAAACGAAGUCAAUCAAUAUGCUGAAGAGAAUUUUUUGAGCUGGAGGAAACAUCCGCAAAGUUUCGGAGCCGUGGAGCUGCAUCAAAGAAUUUUUUUUGUAUGCUUUUGUUAAGUAAUUUUAAACCAAAUAAGGACUGAAUUCUUUGAUGGAUUGGUUACAUGAUGUUGUAUGCUUUUAAAGUUUGUUUUGAACUGCGAUGUAUUGCUGGUUCCUAAUAUGUUUUGUUUGAGUUAAUGUUGAACUCAGUAUACUUCUGUUUUGAACUGUGAUGAAUUGCUGGUUUCUAA